CAGAACGAUGGCGAGCACGUCUGCAACCGCGACAGCUCCGCGCGCUACGAAGAAACGCCGCAAUCGACGCUACUGUUGCGUUGUAAAUUGCCAUGAACGUGAAGGACUGGAUAACAACGUUCAGUUUUACCGAUUUCCAUCGCGGUCGUAUGAAGGAGAGAGGCGAGAGCGCUGGAUACGGGCCGUUCAACGUGUUGGCCCCGACGGAGGACUAUGGCAACCAAGCGAAAACUCAAGAAUCUGUAGCCGCCACUUCGUUGGCAACAGAAAAAGCAACGUUGCGAACCAUCCUGCGUAUGUGCCAUCGAUAUUUCCAUCUGUGUACAGACGUCCGCCUCCGCUUGACUCAGCAAGUGGAACGGAGAGAUUUGGCAGAUGGCAGAAAAGACACCAGGCAGAUGCUGCAGCUACAACUGGGCAAAGUACAGAUAUCUCAACUUCUGCCGAGUGCACAAGCGGCACUGUACCAAGCUCUUGUGCAGCCCAAGAGCAUGCUGAAGCUGAAAUGCUAAAUAUUCACAGCAUCGAAACAGAAGUUCCCCUUGUCAUUGAAGGAGGUAUUGCUGAUUCUGUGCUUUCCCCUCAAAGACUUGAGGUUGUUCCUGCAGAAUGUGCAAGUGAAACUGCCGUCAAUCAGCAGCAUAUUGUACGGACUGUUGCAGUUGGCCCCAGCACCAGAACAUGCUUUUUUGCUGGCUUCCACAGCAUCAUGGGCAGCCCAGAUGCACUAAGAAGUCUUUGUGGUGUUGACAGCAAUGUGUUUGCAUUGUUACUCAGUUUGUUACCAUCUGUUAGGGAGAGGAGUAGCGAUGUUACAGUAGAAAACAAGUUGCUCAUGUUUUUAAUGAAAAUGAAGCUGGGAAUAUCAUUCUCUGCAGUUGCUAUUCUUUUUGGAGUGCACGAGAAAACUGCAUCCCGUACCUUCUACGCUGUGCUGCACACACUGGCUGAAAUAACAAAGGACUGGAUCUAUAAGCCCCCAAUAACUGACAUCAUGUUGUCGCAGCCAUCUUGUUUUAAAAUAAAUUAUCCGCAGUGUACACUCAUCAUUGAUUGCACAGAAAUGAAAACUGAGACCCCAUCCGAAGUUCCUACUUGGAAAUUGGCCACAGUGGCAGUGAGAGUGACGCCGGCAUUUUUUCUCGAUACCACUCUACAAAAUGAGAUCACCAGUGGGACCUUGGGGCUGCCACCGCCGAGGACUGUUGGGAGUGAGGGGCUUCUCCCGUACUUCCUUGUUGGCGAUGAGGCCUUCCCGCUCAAGGAUUGCAUGAUGCGGCCAACCCACGACGGAGUUCUGCUGACAGCGAAGACUGGGAAGGGCGACUUUCCCCUGGCAGCUGGAGGGAUGAGGAACCAGCCGGAGGUGCCCUCUUGCCAACUAAGUCCAGUGGGCGCCACGCUGCUCGGUAUGCGAAAGAAGUGCGGGACAAGUUGGCACACCACUUCAUCACAGCCGGCCAAGUUCCCUGGCAAGAUAAAGUGGUCACCAGUAUUUGAACUGCACAAGCAUUUGUGA
This is a messenger RNA of Dermacentor silvarum, 1519 nucleotides long. RefSeq lists its product as uncharacterized. NCBI's taxonomy places the organism in Eukaryota, Metazoa, Arthropoda, Arachnida, Ixodida, Ixodidae. The record is from RefSeq and is a predicted model, not a curated record. The transcript is spliced from 8 exons. Bases 8 to 1519 code for a protein of 503 amino acids.